This is a messenger RNA of Oppia nitens, 1017 nucleotides long. RefSeq lists its product as uncharacterized. Gene Ontology annotation, molecular function: zinc ion binding; SUMO ligase activity. The transcript has a single exon. Gene Ontology annotation, cellular component: Smc5-Smc6 complex; nucleus. Lineage: Eukaryota; Metazoa; Arthropoda; Arachnida; Sarcoptiformes; Oppiidae. The record is from RefSeq and is a predicted model, not a curated record. Gene Ontology annotation, biological process: double-strand break repair via homologous recombination; protein sumoylation. Bases 138 to 1010 code for a protein of 290 amino acids.
UGGCGGUCAAUUGAAUGCAUUGAAAGCAUUGAUUGAUUGUCUCAUUAAUAAUACUAUUGAAGUAAUUAUUAAUUAAAGUUUUAAAAAGUUUUACCGAUUUUUUUUUUGUUGGCCAUCACUGACCAUCACUGACCACAAUGAGUCUUAACGAUGAACGUAUGGACUCUAAAAAAUUGUACGAUUAUUGUCAACUGGCCGAAGAUAUUACCUUAAAUGUUGUCCAAUGUUUGGCCGACAAUCAACACAAUCAGUUUGACCGGCGACACAGCGAUUGGCGACAAUUAGCCGAUAAGUUUACCGAUGAAAUGAAACAAUUGGCAGAACUAAGGCAACAAUUGGACACUGAAGUAGAGGCCACAUACAAGACUGACGUACAGCUGAAACAAUUGCUGGCCGAUAGCGAACAGUUGGCCGCCACCGCCGCCGAUGAUGAUGUCGGCGACGACAACGAAGACAACGAUAAUCGUCGGCAACUACUAACUAAUGUCUCAGUUGGCGAUAUGUUUACCGAUAAUUUAGGUAAACUUUUAGCGUCGGCGGCCAAAAAGUCCACUGUUCUCACCGACAACAAUGAAAACUACGGUAAACUAAUGGAAGUAUUGAACGAAAUGGUCGAAGACAUGGAUGAUGCAGACGAUGGCGAUUCAGACAAUAAUCAGACGACGACGGCUACUAAUGGCGGCCGCAAUCAGACUAAUAUGAAUGACGGCAACGACAACGAUGACGGCGACGACGACGAAGAGUUGGUAACAUUGGAUAAUCGUCAGCCAAAACGUAUACCAAUUGAUCCGUUUAGUAAAAAACCGAUUGAACUACCCGUCCGAUCGAUUACAUGCGGCCACAUAUACGAUCGCAAUCAACUGGAACUGGUACUCAAGUCACGGGCGGCCGAUUCAAACCAAUGGAUCAGUUGUCCGACAGUUGGCUGCAGUAAUCGUAAGCUAACGCUUGCGGAUGUGGUCGACGAUCGCAAAACCCGAACAUUAAUUAAUAAACUCAAACGUAACUAAAUAAUUA